CUCUUGGUGCGCGGAGAGGGGAGACUUUACGCACGGAUCCGUGAGGACAUGGAGUGCGUCGAAGGGACUCAGACUGUGUGAGAAGUUGUCCCUCGGACAUGGAGACGCAAAUGAAAAGACUCGUGAAGUCCCUCUUCAUCAUCUUCAUCACUCCCGCCUGGGUCUGAGGUGCAGCGGAGGAUGACACCUGCACCGCGCCUGUCGAGGACCGACGCGUUGCUCCAGGUUUGUUUUCUCUGAGGAGGAGGUGCACAGCCUCUGCAGGAGCGACUCUCUGGCUCCGGCUCUGCGGACACAUCACAACCCUGCGCGCUAACAUCGCAUCUUGUCCGCUGCGGCAGCAGGAGCUGCGCAAUUGUUUGCACCAUCGAGGACUGCGGAGGAAACAGUAGUUGGCUCCUACGCGAACAUCUCGUGUAAAUCUACUCACAGGUAAUGUCUCUGCCUCAGAGACUGAAACAGUGCACAGGCUACAUUUGCUCUCACCCUGACAUGUCUGCACCACUCGUCUCUUCACGCUGUUCCACUGCUGAGACUUCACGUCUUCUGGAAAUCAAGAAAUAAAAGAGAAGAAAACUCCCUCCCCUCUCCACACCAGGCUGAUCUCUGGGGUUCUGACUCACCAUGGGCACUGUACUAUCAUUGUCACCCGGCUCUCGCAAGUCAGGCUACUAUGACAACCGGCCGGGCUCGCUCAGCCACUACCCGAGUAUCAGCAGCCGCUCUCUCAACAGCCAGAAAGACCGCGGGCUGAAGAGGGGCCAGUCCAUCUUCCUCCCGGCGCUCACGUGGAAGCGACUGGUGGCCUCCACGAAGAAGAAGGGCAACUCCAAGAAAGGCUCCGGCGGCCCGGCGGCCCUCGGGGAACCGCUCAACAACAACAACAACAUCAACAUCUACCAAAAUGACCCUGUGCUGCACCUCAACCGCGAAAAUGUGAAGAAGUCGUUGUCGUGCGCCAACCUGACCAGCUACGAGGGCCCAGCGGGACUGGGCCUGGGGCUUGGCUACGGGAUGGGGAUGGGUCAGGGGCAUGGAUACGCCUACAGCAAAUCCCAGCUGCUGUCCUCUGUGAAGAAAGUCCCGGUGAACACAGUGACAUCGUCUCCGAAGCGUGUCAUCGUCCAGGCCUCCACCAGCGAGCUCCUGCGCUGCCUGGGGGAGUUCCUGUGCUGUCGCUGUUACCGCCUGAAGCAUCUGUCUCCGGCCGACCCGGUGCUGUGGCUGCGGGCUGUGGACCGCUCGCUGCUGCUGCAGGGUUGGCAGGACCAGGCCUUCGUCACACCGGCCAACGUCGUCUUCGUCUACAUGCUGUGCCGAGACGUCGUGGACGGCGACCUGGUGGCGUCGGAGCACGAGCUGCAGGCCAUCCUGCUCACCUGCCUCUACCUGUCGUACUCGUACAUGGGCAACGAGAUCUCGUACCCACUCAAGCCCUUCCUGGUGGAGGCGGGUAAGGAGGCCUUCUGGGACCGCUGCCUCACCAUCAUUGACGCCACCAGCGCAAAGAUGCUGCGCAUUAACGCAGACCCGCACUUUUUCACACAAGUAUUUGCCGAACUGAAGCGGGAAGGCGGCUGUGGGCCUCAGGAUUAUAACCGGGUGCUGGAUCGGUGAGAGCAGGACUGAGAGCACAUGCUUGCCAACCGCAUGCCUUUUUGUAUUUCAUGCACACAACCACUUGCACACAGACACACAAAUUAGUCUCAUACAAAUGUCCCUCCACUUUUUCUGCUGAUGUUCUGCAGAAACAAAGAAGGCCUGACUCGACUUUAUUUAUUCAUUCAUCUGUAUUUGUUGCCUCCCGAGAUAGAAACCAAGAAUUAAAACCGUUUCCUCUGAAGAUUAUCUCUGAUAACUGGCACAUAAACAGUCGUCCCCUCCUGGAAUAUCCACUCGAGUUUACAUAAAAAUGAGGAACCAUUUGCUCCACCUGUCCCCUCCGACCCCAUGUGGCCGGUCCCGGUCGUCCCAGCUGCCCCUGUGGAUCUGCACGGCCUCCUCUGUUACCUGAAUCUGAAUGUCAUCACUCAGCAUGAAGCAGGACGGGAGGUCACGUGACACCGCCAAGGAUUUCUCUCUGGUUCUGCUCACGACAACAUGGAUUCAGCUAACAUUUUCAUCAGUGACAGAAUAAUCCACAAGGGGCCGGGUUAUUUCCCGGACAAUACAAGGACACGUCUUGACAUCCACUGCUGGUUUAAGCCCCGAGUGCCAGCGGUGAGAAGUGACUCAGACUGAUGGGAGCAGCUGAGAGGACCAUGUUAGGUCCCACUGGUCCUGCUGUGCGCUGUGUAAUCAGGAGAGGAAAAAGAACAGGCUGUGUUUUGUGGAGCCUUCUGAGGGUCAUGUGGCCUGAGGGGACAGUUGCUGUUUUUUAUCUUUACCGGCUUGACCCUGCCUGUGGACUCCUCUGUGUUUGUCUGAUCUAAUCUGAAGACAGUUUCCUGGUGGAUCCUGAAUGCCUGACAUGUUUUGUGUAUGCACAGCCCCGUGUGUGUGUUCAUGUACGCAUAGGCAUUGUGCGGUGGACGGCAGCCAGGGUCAUCAGCUGUUUACCCCGUCCUUUGUUCCCUGCGUCUUGUUGACAGGGCACCCACAGCCGGGGUAUUAAUGAGAUUAGCAGAUUACUGCAGCCCCUCCCCGCUCUCAACCUCUGCCCUCCCUCUUGUCCACUCGGCAGCCCUGCAGAGCUUCGCCGUGCUUCUUCUCCAGGCCGGGGCUGCACUGGGACUGGACCGUAAACACAACACACACGUGCACAAACACAUUUAAAUAUCCACGUCAUGUGCAUUUUACUCUCAAGUCAACGUUACGUGUGUGUGUGUGUGUGUGCGGCUCGGGCUCGGAGGUGGAGGCAGGAAGGCGCUGCAAGAGCGAUCCAGACAUGGAGUGACAGAUGAGCGCUGUUGUGGUUGAGGGGGUUUGUUGUUGUUGCCUCUGAAUUUGUCCCACUUUCCCAUCAGUCACCUGC
Paralichthys olivaceus (Japanese flounder) is the source of this 2974-nucleotide messenger RNA. Its product is annotated as cyclin-dependent kinase 5 activator 1. The record is from RefSeq and is a predicted model, not a curated record. NCBI's taxonomy places the organism in Eukaryota, Metazoa, Chordata, Actinopteri, Pleuronectiformes, Paralichthyidae. Gene Ontology annotation, biological process: brain development; axon guidance. Gene Ontology annotation, molecular function: protein kinase binding; cyclin-dependent protein serine/threonine kinase activator activity. Gene Ontology annotation, cellular component: protein kinase 5 complex; growth cone; cytoplasm.